CAAGUUUUAGGGCUGCGUAAAAAAAAAAAAGAAAAGAUAAUUUUAAAAAAAUGGGACAUGGGAAUGUUUUGUUUUGUUUUGGUCGCCUAAAACUGAAAAAUGUUCAAUUCAUUGGGCUGUUUGCGGCUGGUUAGCACAUCUGCCUCACAGUUCUGAGGACCGGGGUUCAAAUCCCGGCCCCGCCUGUGUGGAGUUUGCGUGUUGGUUUUCUCCGGCGACUCCGGUUUCCUCCCACAUCCCCAAAACACGCGUGGUUGAUCGAAGACUCUAAAUUGCUUUGUGAAUGGCUGUUUGUUUACAUGUGGCUUGCGAUUGGCCGGCGACCAGUUCAGGGUGUAUCCCGCCUCUCGCCCCGAAGAUCGCUGGGAUAGGCCCCAGCCUUCCUUUUGACCCUCGCGAGGAUACAGAAAAUGGAUGGCUCAAUGGCCUGUUGAUGAGCGUAGUCGUAUUUCUUGUCAUCAUGGCCCUUUGAUGUGGCCCAGCACGGCGUUCCUGUGGCGACGGCGCCCCUUUGUGGUGCUUUCUGAACUUGCUCGUGGCUUCCCUUCACGUCCAUCCAGCCAAAAGAGGGAUGCAGCCGUUCCAGUUCUUUGAGAUUGACUUCAUCGCGUGCACAAUCCAUAACAAGAAAUGCAGCCAAUAACGGACAUCAAUGUAAAUGUUAGUUUCGCGGAGUUGUGGACUGCAAACGGGGCGAGUCCCGCCCGUCUCCCACCCCAGCCACCACCUUCCGGACCAGUCUCGACAUCGACCUCCCGCCCGGGGAUUGGAGAGGCUGCAUGUCAGUAAAUAUUAGCCCCAUAAACGCCCACCCGCCCUGCCUCCUCCUCCGAUAACCGAGGACGGCAGACAGUGACGGAGAGAGCCAUCGCAAGCGCGCUCCUUACCUGGCUGGAAGGCAGGGAUGGACGGGCACAUGCGGCCCGCCGACGAAGGCCCCUCCGCGGUCAAGAUGAAUCGCCUCCACUGGAAGUGCGCCUCCAUCGAGCCUUCGCUUUUCACCGACGCUCGACAGUUCACGUUCCAGCCCGGGCAGCAUUUCCCUUUCCAGACGCAGAACCAGCUGAAGCCCCGCCACCACCACCAGAGGUUCCCCGGCGAGGGCAGGCCCAGCUGCGGGGUCCCGACAUCCACCUCCGCGGAGGCGGCGGGCGGCGUUGCUCUCGGUACCCGGCAGCGGCGCGCCAUCGUCGGCAUAGCGGAGUCCACACUCCCCGCUGGACGACCGAAGCAGGAAUCUCCAGUCUGCGCGUUCGGGAUCACUUCAGAGAACCGACUCAUCUUGGACGCCUUCGCCAAGGAGUGCAGCCGAGUGCUCAGCCUACUCAACAAUGGGCGGCUGCUGGAACCCUCGCCGUCCGUCCCCUCCAGCGUCAAGAUGGAGGAAGGUUCCGGCACCAUUCACGGCUCCAAACCUGAGGAGAGUUCCUCCUCCUCGUCCACUGAGCCAGAAGAGGAAGCGCAACAAAGCCAUUUGAACCAACAACAGACCUCUGCUGUUCUGCGCAUCUUCACAGACUCCCUGCACAGCUAUCUCCUCUCAGGGCAGCAGAAACAGCCUCGUCUUGUUUUGGGCUUGGAUGAGGAGCAGUGCCACUCAGGCGAGCCUGGUUCCGAGGUGUCACCCCCGAGACGCACCCAAGUGGGCUGGGGCUCCCCGACGCCGUCCGACUCGUACGGACACCCUUCAUCCACGCUGCCGGAAGAGGAGGACGAGGAGAGCUGCUGCCCGCGUUGCCUGGAACUGGAGCAGGAAGUGCUGUCACUGCAGCAGGAGAACGAGGAACUCCGCAACAAGUUGGACACCGUCCCAGUUCCCUGUCAAAAUGUUCUUGACUACUUCAAGAAUGUUGUUGAGUUUCGCAACCAGCUGGUGUCACCGAUACCAGAGGAGCCGCUCACUGAGGUGAGGUUAAAAUCAAAGUCUGAGAGUCUGUAUGUUUUGAGGUUGUUUGAAGUAAAAUUGCAUAUUCCUUCUUUGCAGGAAGAACAACAAACAAUCUUUGAGGGAAGCAAGCAGCUGCUGGAGAACUACCCGCUCUUCAUCACCAAUAAGCAGUGGGAAGAGGCGGUCAACUCCUCCAAGAAAGACGGCCGGCGGCUGCUGCGCUACCUGAUCCGCUUUAUCUUCACCACCGACGAGCUCAAGUUCUCGUGCGGCCUGGGCAAACGGAAGCGCUCGGUCCACUUGAGAGAGCCGGGCUUGGAGAGACGACCGCUCAACCCCGUCAAAGUCAGCUGCCUCAGAGAGUUUAUCCGGAUGCACUGCGCCUCUAACCCAGACUGGUGGAUGCCUUCGGAGGAGCAGAUCAAUAAAGUUUUCAGCGACGCCGUAGGCCAUGCUCGGCAAGGCCGCGCCGUGGGCACUUUCCUGGGGGGCGGAGGAGGUGCUAGCGUCCUCUACCUGGACAGCUUUGACGGACACCUGUCGCAGGACGAGCUCUAUUUGAAAGGUUGUCACAAUGGCCAGUUGGACUGAAGGACAGACAUCAAGUGUAGCUAUACAGCAACAUAUUCCAAGACAAUGACCUUAUCCUGUUACUUUACAAUAGAGAUGAGGAACCCUUUUCCUAUCAGGGGCCAAAUCCUUAAAGGGCCAUACUAAAUUCAUGAGAAAAAUAUGAAUGCCACGAUCAAACAAAUCUUUCCUAAUAUACAAUAUGAGAAAUUGUGUUUUUUAUUUUUAUUUUUUUUAAAUUGUUAUUAUUUUUUAAUAACAAUUCCUCUGAGGUCAUCCAAUUAUUUGUUAAUAGAAUGACGGCUGGAUCAGAUGCAGUAAAAUGCCCAUGAAUUGUAGGUUCCUUACUCCUGCUUUCCACAGUGGCAACUUUCCACAUGAAGAUAAAGUGCUUCUCCAUUUAUUGUGUUGCCCCGCAAUAGCUAAUUGCAGGAUAGACUUAAAGGAGUUUUGCACCAGA
Molecule: messenger RNA, 2918 nt
Organism: Phyllopteryx taeniolatus (common seadragon)
Lineage: Eukaryota; Metazoa; Chordata; Actinopteri; Syngnathiformes; Syngnathidae
Product: BEN domain-containing protein 4
Exons: 6
Coding region: 905-2479 (524 amino acids)
Molecular function (GO): DNA binding
Source: RefSeq, a predicted model, not a curated record